GUUAACAUUAUGUACAUGCUAUGUUAAGAUACUUUUGUAUUUUGGCAAAAUAUUCGCAUAGUUAUUUCUAUUUGGUUAAUUGCAUUUAAUGGCAGCCAAGGCCACAGUCAGUGAUAAGGACGAGGGGGGCCAGGAGCCAGAGAAGGCAGCCCCCAACGAUAAAAUCGAGCCGAGGGAUGCCAAGGAAGCAGAUGCAGAGUCCAGUGAGAGCCCGGCGAAAAGAGAUGCCGCCGCCGCGGCCGCCGCAGCCGCCGCCAGUGGGCGCAAACGUAAACGACAUUUGUAUAAUUCCAUUCGCAGCCAAAUGGAGUUUUAUUUUGGCGAUGCGAAUCUAACCAAGGAUCGCUUCCUGCGACGCUACGUGGACCAGGAUCCUUAUGUCCCCCUGGAGAUCUUUCUCACGUUCAACAAAAUGAAGCCCCUCGCCCAGGAUGUGCAGCAGAUAGCCAAGGCAUUGAACAACUCCCAGCUGCUGGAGCUGGAUGAGAGCGGCCUGAAGGUGCGCCGCAAGACCAAGCUGCCCGACCAGCGGGAUGUCAACGACAGGACGCUGUAUGUGGAGGCAUUGCCGGCAAAUGCCAGCCACGAUUGGCUGAAGGAGGUCUUCAGUCGCUAUGGCCCGGUGGCCUAUGUAUCGCUGCCCCACUAUCCGGGCACCAAGAAGAUCAAGGAGUUCGCCUUCAUCGAGUUCGAGCGCAGCACGUCCCUGGAGAAGGCGGUCAAAGCCUUUGCCCAGGUCCAGGGCGUUCUGUCCCUCGACACAGAUCCAGCCGUUUUGGCCAGCGUGCGCUCAUUCCAGCAACAGCAGCAGCAGCAGGCCAAAAAUGUUGAUGCAUCGCAGGAGGAUGCCACCAAGCGGGGUCGCAAGAGAGACGCCCCGUGCAGGGCCAAGGAGGAGGGCCAUCAUCAUGAUAUUAAGCGUAUAAAGCUGGAACAGCAGCCCAGCGAGACGUCCACGGCCGAAGAGACUGCCAGUGAAUCGGACCAGGAGGCAGCCUCAGCCGCGGAGGAGGAGGCGUCCUCGCAAGAUGAUCAAGCAGCUGGCGAGGGCGCUGGCGCAGGCGCGGGCGCGGGUGGGACUGAUGCUGAUGCCGACGAGGCAAAGAAGCGUCGCCGCAAGCGCAAGAAGAAGGCCAUCAUAGACAAGCCCAACAUUGAUCGCUCUGCCGUUGAGCUGAAGGUUCUGCCAAAGGCCAGCUGGUGCAGUCUGCGCAACAAAUAUCUCAAUCUGCAGCGUCGCCUGGUCGGCGAGGCCAAGGCGAAAUUGUGGCGCGAGUCGCAGCAGCAGCAGCAGCAGCAGCUGGAUCCCAAUCAGCCGCGCAAGCGUACACCCAUGCAGGCGGCGGGCAGCCAACAGCUGUCGGAGACCAAGACUAACAUCACAAACGCGAGCGUUGGCGGCGUCGUCGUGGGUGGGGAGGAGGGGGAGCCGCUAAGCGAUGUCGAUGAUGGCGGUGGGGCGACGGAGGCUAGCGUGCCCGUGCCGCCAAAGCGUCGCAAGGCAGUCCACAAAAUGAACAUGAAUUUCUAUGGUGCCGGUGGCGGGGAGACGGAGGACAGUCGCAGUGCCGUCAGCACCGAGGAUCCCUCCCAGGAGCGCACGCCGCUCUUUAAGUACGAGCCGGGACUGAUUGUCGAGUGCAUCCUGCAUGAGCCGUGCACCAAUAUCAAAGAGUUCAAGGCAGAUAUGCGCCAGUAUACGGAUAUCAAGUACGUGGACAUUAAGGAGGGCGAUCUGGCGGCCACGUUGCGCAUGGCCACGCCCACAGCCGCCGAGGAUCUGGUGCGCCAGCUGAGCUGUGCCGAGCGGCAGCUGAAGGUGCUCGAUGGCCAGGCGGAGACGCAGUACUGGCGCAAAAUUGAACAGGAUCGCGAGGCGAAGCUCACCAAAAAGGUGCGCGUACAGCAGAAACGUGGGCGCGAGAAGGUCUCUAAAAUGCUGGCCAAGCAUACAAAAUUCGAUGAUACCGAUGACGAUGUGGCUGCGCCUGUGCCUGUGCCUGUGGCCAGUUGCGAGCCAUCCUCUGGGGCGCCAACAGAGGCAUAGUUCCCUGCCAUAUAGCUUCGUUUGUCGCAAAGCAAUAAAUGUGGUUGGAUUUGUUGCUUA
Molecule: messenger RNA, 2107 nt
Organism: Drosophila obscura
Lineage: Eukaryota; Metazoa; Arthropoda; Insecta; Diptera; Drosophilidae
Gene: Larp7
Product: la-related protein 7
Exons: 2
Coding region: 89-2047 (652 amino acids)
Biological process (GO): RNA processing
Cellular component (GO): nucleus
Molecular function (GO): mRNA binding
Source: RefSeq, a predicted model, not a curated record